This is a messenger RNA of Marmota flaviventris (yellow-bellied marmot), 3477 nucleotides long. NCBI's taxonomy places the organism in Eukaryota, Metazoa, Chordata, Mammalia, Rodentia, Sciuridae. The record is from RefSeq and is a predicted model, not a curated record.
GAAACUGGAUACAUGGUUUACAGCGGGUCACUAAUGUUGGAAAAAGUACAGAGUCCAGGGAAAGACCUGCUUGUAACUUUCUGAAUUCUGGAUUUUUUUUUUCCUUUUUUCUUAACUUUCACUAAGGGAAUAAGGACUACUGUAGUCUGAUGUGUCCUUCCCAAGGUCACAAAGUAUGACAAACUGCACUUUUUCUUGGGCUCGAUGAUUUCUGCCUUAAGCCAAAGGACUGCCUAUAAUUUCACUAAAAAUGUCUUCUAAUUUGGAUCCUGGGGAUUUACCAGAAUCUCUAAAGCAUGGACUUACACCUAUUGGUGCUGGGCUUCCGGACCGAUACCGACUCCCCAUUCCCGCCCUCGGCCGCCUUGUCAUGCUGCCCAAAGUGGAGACGGAAGCCCUGGGACUGGCUCGAUCGCAUGGGGAACAGGGGCAGAUGCCGGAAAACAUGCAAGUGUCUCAGUUUAAAAUGGUGAAUUACUCCUAUGAUGAAGAUCUCGAAGAGCUUUGUCCUGUGUGUGGAGAUAAAGUGUCUGGGUACCAUUACGGGCUUCUCACCUGUGAGAGUUGCAAGGGAUUUUUUAAGCGAACAGUCCAAAAUAAUAAAAGGUACACAUGUAUAGAAAACCAGAACUGCCAAAUUGACAAAACACAGAGAAAACGUUGUCCUUACUGUCGAUUUCAAAAAUGUCUAAGUGUUGGAAUGAAGCUAGAAGCGGUAAGGGCCGAUCGAAUGCGUGGAGGAAGGAAUAAGUUUGGACCAAUGUACAAGAGAGAUAGGGCCCUGAAGCAACAGAAAAAAGCCCUCAUCCGAGCCAAUGGACUUAAACUGGAAGCCAUGUCUCAGGUGAUCCAAGCGAUGCCCUCUGACCUGACCAUCUCUUCUGCCAUUCAGAACAUCCAUUCUGCCUCCAAAGGCCUACCUCUGAACCAUGCUGCCUUGCCUCCUACAGACUAUGACAGAAGUCCCUUUGUAACAUCCCCCAUUAGCAUGACAAUGCCACCUCAUGGCAGCCUGCAAGGUUACCAAGCAUAUGGCCACUUUCCUAGCCGGGCCAUCAAGUCUGAGUACCCAGAUCCCUACACCAGCUCACCUGAGUCAAUAAUGGGCUAUUCCUAUAUGGAUAGUUACCAGACAAGCUCCCCGGCAAGCAUUCCACACCUGAUACUGGAACUUUUGAAGUGUGAGCCUGAUGAGCCUCAAGUUCAAGCCAAAAUCAUGACCUAUUUGCAGCAAGAGCAGGCUAACCGAAGCAAGCAUGAAAAGCUGAGCACAUUUGGGCUGAUGUGCAAAAUGGCGGAUCAAACCCUCUUCUCCAUUGUUGAGUGGGCCAGGAGUAGUAUCUUCUUCAGAGAACUUAAGGUUGAUGACCAAAUGAAGCUGCUUCAGAAUUGCUGGAGUGAGCUCUUAAUCCUCGACCACAUUUACCGACAAGUGGUACAUGGAAAGGAAGGAUCCAUUUUCCUGGUUACUGGGCAACAAGUGGACUAUUCUAUAAUUGCAUCACAAGCCGGGGCCACCCUCAACAACCUCAUGAGUCACGCACAGGAGCUAGUGGCAAAACUUCGCUCCCUACAGUUUGAUCAGCGAGAGUUUGUGUGUCUGAAAUUCUUGGUGCUCUUUAGUUUGGAUGUCAAAAACCUUGAGAACUUCCAGCUGGUAGAAGGUGUUCAGGAACAGGUCAAUGCCGCCCUGCUGGACUACACCGUGUGCAACUACCCCCAGCAAACAGAGAAGUUCGGGCAGCUACUUCUGCGACUACCCGAAAUCCGGGCGAUCAGCAUGCAGGCUGAGGAAUACCUCUACUACAAACACCUGAAUGGGGACGUGCCCUACAAUAACCUUCUCAUAGAAAUGUUGCAUGCAAAAAGAGCCUAAGUUAUGACCCCUAAGAGUUCUGCUUCCAGAACACAAAGAGAUUUGAGGGGAGGGGAAAGAACAGGAAGAGGAAAAAAUACUCUGAACUGCUCCAAGCAACACUAAUUAAAAAACUCGGUUAAAGAUACUGAAUUUAAAAAGGCAUAAUAAUCAAAUACUUAAUAGCAAAUAAAUGAUGUAUCAGGGUAUUUGUAUUGCAAACUGUGAAUCAAAGGCUUCAUGUCCCCAAAGGAUUCAUGUGAAAGACAUUGUAACGGAAUGGAUUUGAACUCACAGAUGGAUUCCAACACUAUGUCAGAAUAAAAAUGGACAGAACAAUUCUUGUAUAUUUAAACUGAUCUCCACUAUGAAGAAAUUUAGGAACUAAUCUGUGUUAUUAAUUAGGCUUAUACAGUGAGGGAUUGAGCUUUACAGAAUUCCUCCCUGGUGAAGCUGAACUGAAACAAUUCUCAAGAAUGCAUCAGCUGUACCUGCGACAGCCCCUCUCUCUUCCUUGGAAGGCCUCGCACCUUCUGCCCUGUGAUCACCAAGUCUGUACAAAGGACCUAUGCUCAGCCACGCCCAUUAGUAGCUCCACUAAAUCAUGAAUUCCAAAUGUCUGUGUCUUAGACCUGCAAACCGCUAAUAAGAACAGUCUAUAAAUAUGUCAGCUUGCCAUUUUAAAUAUGUUCUCAAGUUUGUUUUGUCACGUGUUCAUGAUUUUACAAAGAGCAGGCAGUAUCCCUCUUCUAUCUUAUAUAAGCAUUCAUGAAUAUUAAGGGAAAUGACUACAAAUUUUUUAAGCAAAUGCUCCAUAACUAAAGCAAGUUAGAUCUUAUUUCUGCUACUGUUGCUGAAAUGUGGCUUUGGCAUUGUUGGACUUCAUAAGAAUUUCUGGCUGAAAGGCUUUUUAGGCUACAUCUGCCCUUUUUAAUCAUAAAGGUUUGUGGUUCAUUUUUAAAAAAUACAGCAUUAAAAAUCUUUUGCUGGAAUGUCAAAUAGUCACAAUCCUAAGUAGUUGAACAUAAAAAUUGAAGCAUGUCAAGCUAUGAAAAUGAAAAGGAAGGAGAAGCUGAUAGAUUGGUUGACACAAGGUUCAUUCUAGUUGCCACUGAGCAUCCCCUAUCUUGAGAUGGGAACGGUAAUUUUUGAAUACAGCCUGGAAAAAUACUAUAGUCAUUUAAAUCUUCCCCAAAGAGGAAAGGAAGAGAGUGAUACUGACCUUUCUAAGUCAUAGACCAAAGUCUGCUGUAGAACAAAUAUUGGAGGACGAAGAAUUGCAAACAAACUCUCCAAACAAUGCCGUCAGUAUUAUUAACACGCGAUGCCACAGGUAUGAAAGUCUUGCCUUAUUGCGCGAUUCUGAAAGGUAGCUGUGCAGAUGUGGAUCAACUUUAAAAUAAAGUAUUAAUGCUUUUAAAGUCAGAUAAAAUAUAGUGUUUACAUUCUUUAGGUCCUGGGGGUGGGUUGGGCGGGGAUCAUGAUAUUACAGAAUAACAGAAGCAGUAAUUUCUUUAAUGUUAUUUUUCUGAUUCGUAAUUAUUUUUAACAGGACUUAAUUAUUAUAUGUCGUGAGACACUAAAAUCAAAAACGGGAAUCUCAUUUAGACUUUAAUUUUUUU